AUGGAUUAAAAUUUACAACAUUAUUUUGACGCCAAUCAACUUGGACUAAGAAUGUUAAUGCUUCAGAUCAUUAAGUACAAUUCUUGUAUAUUUUAGACUUGAGAUAUCGACAGUGAUUAAGGCAAGUGAUGUAUAUAUAUAUAUAAUAGUAUAAUUCACAAUUAUUACAAUCCCCUUGUAAUUUAAUUAGAGUACUUAAAGUAGAUUCAUCUUGUUUCUUGAAAAUCUAUUUCUGCUUAAUUCAAUCAUCAUACAUUAAUUAUAAUUACUAUAAUCAGGAUUCUAAUUUUGA
This is a messenger RNA of Paramecium octaurelia, 292 nucleotides long. Lineage: Eukaryota; Ciliophora; Oligohymenophorea; Peniculida; Parameciidae. The record is from the annotation of a GenBank genome assembly.